Molecule: messenger RNA, 4879 nt
Organism: Salvelinus fontinalis (brook trout)
Lineage: Eukaryota; Metazoa; Chordata; Actinopteri; Salmoniformes; Salmonidae
Exons: 17
Coding region: 252-4877 (1541 amino acids)
Biological process (GO): binding of sperm to zona pellucida; prevention of polyspermy
Cellular component (GO): egg coat
Molecular function (GO): acrosin binding; structural constituent of egg coat
Source: RefSeq, a predicted model, not a curated record
GUAAACACAGCCAUAGACUUGCAUGUUUUUUCAAAAAGGAACGACAGCUUUUUGGAAAUGUUUGGAAAGUGUUGGGAAAAUUCCUUAUCAACGUUUUGUUGUAAUAAGGUUAAUUGAGACGGAAUCAGCCUUUUCAUAACGAUCUGCCAUCUGAUUGGUCCUCACCAAUUAGGCCUAAUUCAUUGCCCUGUUGUUGAUUUUACUUGCGUGUUAGCCUCUAUGCGCAUGUGCGCAGAAGCAUCAAUCUGGCGAUGUCUUCCGAACAGAAGAGAAACAUAGUUGUGUUUUUAUGUGUAAUAACUGUAGCUAUUUCUAACUUGAUGUUCUGUGGUGCGUUCAGUGUAGAUAAGUUGAAUGUUCUCAAUGGUUUUAAUGCGGAUCAUGAAAACGCGUCAAAUGCUGACAGAGAACCGACGAUCAACACAAAAGAAGACGCCAAGCACAAACCUUACCUGGGCGGACUGGCCAUUCUUCGGCCCACUGUUAAUAAUUCCAGCAUUCAAGAACAGAGUGCAGAGUCCAUUGACGUUCCUGAGAACCCCAUAAAUAAUUUGAGUCAACCCAACAUUGAUCUAAAGUCAACUGAUUUGCGGGCGCCUUUGAAUGUGCGUAAUGGUUUCAAUGUCCAGAAAAGAUCUCUGGAUUACAAUGCUGGACAUCAGGCAGUCUUCAAAGGUUUUGAAGGCCCUGGUUUUCAAGGGAAGGUCUAUGGUCCAUCAGCUGACCACAACCCCCACUCCAGUGAAUGGCUGUCGAUGAGGCCUCUGGUCCAGUGUAAUGACAAUCUCAUGAUGCUCACUGCAUCUGGACGAGGAUACACACAUCUACUGGUGGAUAGAGCGGGCACUUCUCCCAUCUCCCUGUUCCAGCUGCCGCCGUCCUGUGGCUACCAUGUGAAGACUACCUGGAGAGAGAUGGUGAUGACGGCACCAUACGAUGGAUGCUACAUCAUGCAGGAGCAUGGUAGUUAUGUCCUGCCCAUGCUGUGGUGGGGCAGCCCUGUGAAGAUCAUCUGCCCAGUCCCCCACCCUGACACCCGACCCCACCCUGUCCCCCCAAACUCUGUCCCCUCAGUACUCUGCUCCCACUUUGGCAUGGCCAUCCAGAUACAUGGAGGGGAGGAGGUCAUACACACAUUACAGGUCAUAGAGAACGGCGAGUGGGUGCCGUUUGUGUCUGAAGAGUGUGCCUACCAUGUGGAGUCCCACUCAGAAGACCUCAUCUUUUAUGUUCCCUUUACAGCCCCAUGUGUGACCAUCAGAAAUGGAGUUCAUCGACUGGUCCUAUUGGACGGCCAGGACUUCAUCCUCUCCUGCCCCUCAUACCCCCCUCCAUUUCCUUUCUUUCCCUCUCCUCCAUUUUCUCAACCCUUCUCUCCUGGUGACCCACAGCAGCAGAUACCUGACCCUGUGACUUUUGCUCCCUCCACCAGCCCUCCCCUUACCUCUCCUCCCAUCACCCCUUAUACUCAACCCCCAGCCCAGGAACAGAUGCCCCAACUUCCUGCGUUCCCCCACCACCUCCCUCAUGGCAUGUAUCCCCAAAUUCCCCAUUCCCCUUACGGUGGAGCUGGUUAUCACCCUCUCCUCCACCCUGGUCACGAUCCAUACCCUGGCUCCCAUCAGCUUCUCCCAGGGAGAUACCCAGGCCAGCAGCCCUUCUUCCCCAUGGGGCCUGGGAAUCACCCCUAUGGCUCUGGAGACCACCGUGACUCCUUUUACCUGCCCCCGCCCCCUACCCACAAUCCCAUGCUCAACUAUUAUAAUGAUAUCACCCCUGGUGUCCACCGUCCUUCUGUUGUCGAUCCUACUCCUCUUAUAGCUAUCCGACCACCGCCUCCCGCCGCUUAUACCAAACCACCGCCUCCCGCCGCUUAUACCAAACCACCGCCUCCCGCCGCUUAUACCAAACCUUCUCGUCUUCCCGCCGCUUAUACCGAACCUCCUCGUCUUCCCGCCGCUUAUACCGAACCUUCUCGUCUUCCCGCCGCUUAUACCGAACCUUCUCCUCUUCCCGCCGCUUAUACCCAACCUUCUCCUCUUCCCGCCGCUUAUACCCAACCUUCUCCUCUUCCCGCCGCUUAUACCAAACCUUCUCCUCCUCCCGCCGCUUAUACCAAACCUUCUCCUCCUCCCGCCGCUUAUACCAAACCUUCUCCUCCUCCACCCGCCGCUUAUACCAAACCUUCUCCUCCACCUCUUGAUACUGAACCUGUUCUUCCUGUAACAACAACUGCCAUUGAACGUCAUUCUUACCCCAUUGUUACCGGAUCUCCUCCUCCCCCUUCUGGAUCCAAACCUUCAUCACCCGUUUUCCAACCUCCAAAACCACCUGCAGAUCCAAAUGACCCAUAUGGGGUCCACAUGACCAUCAAUCAGGCCCUGAUUACCGAAGAGCCCAUGUCUGCUACCUGGAGCCCCAAUCCUGAUCCCAAUACCCAACCUAAAUGGCCUGUGGGUCCAUACUAUUACCCCUAUGGUCCUUACUACCCCCCAUCUGGUCCUCACCAUUACCCCUUCAUACCCAUCUACUACCCCUUGCCUAGCCCAGUCACGGCUAGUCCUCCCCAGACUCUCCCUUCAGGUACUCUUGACCCUACAAUGCCCACGGUCUACCCUCCCCACCUCUACCCUCAGCCAGUCACCUGCACUCCCUCUGCCCAUACCAUCUGUAGCUAUUACCCAUAUCCCUUGGAUGUGCCACACUACCAGCCACACCACCCAUAUCCUCUCUACCUGACGCCCAGCCCCCCUCUGACCACCCUUGCCCUUCCCUCCACAGGCACAGCUCUGCCUGGUGCUACUCAACCACCCCAGACCUCACCAACCACCGCCUCACCCUCCUCCAGGACCAUAUCUUCCACUACUACUCUCACUUCUUGGAUGUCCAUCCUCACCCCUACUCUCCCCCCUCGGCCCUCCCUCUCUCCUGGGCUCUCCCCUCGGCCCUCCCUCUCUCCUGGGCUCUCCCCUCGGCCCUCCCUCUCUCCUGGGCUCUCCCCUCGGCCCUCCCUCUCUCCUGGGCUCUCCCCUCGGCCCUCCCUCUCUCCUGGGCUCUCCCCUCGGCCCUCCCUCUCUCCUGGGCUCUCCCCUCGGCCCUCCCUCUCUCCUGGGCUCUCCCCUCGGCCCUCCCUCUCUCCUGGGCUCUCCCCUCGGCCAUCCCUCUCUCCUGGGCUCUCCCCUCGGCCCUCCCUCUCUCCUGGGCUCUCCCCUCGGCCCUCCCUCUCUCCUGGGCUCUCCCCUCGGCCCUCUCUCUCUCCUGGGCUCUCCCCUCGGCCCUCCCUCCAUUGUCUAGCAGGACAGAUGAUGGUGUCGCUGCCCUCUGCUCUCCUGGACUCCAUCCAGGUCAAAGAUCAGAUGAAUGGCUGGGUGUCUAUCUCCAGUGCCCCGGCGGCUUGUAGAUACAUCCUGCAGAUGAGUCAGGGUGGUGAAGUGAUCCUCCAUUCCCCUCUCCCUGCCUGCCACAGCCAAGCUAUGGCCCUCAACCCACACCAGCUCUCCCUCCCCCUGAAGUUUUGGGACACAGUCCUGAGGAAAUACAGAACUCUGGAGCUCCAUUGCCCGUCAACUGUGACCCCACCACCCCACACAACUACCACCACCCUCCCACCGACGACCCACACCGGGCCUCCCACUCCCCCCAAGCCACACGUCUUCUGCUCUGCUCGCCACAUGAGGGUGGAGCUUCCCCCAGGUCCCAUAUCUGGAAUCGUUGUCAAGGACAUCGAAGGGAAUGAGAUGAGCCUGAAGGAUGCCCCAAAGCAUUGUGGGUAUGUGGCAAGCAAGGGAAAGGAUGGCAUGAUCACCCUGAACCUCCGCUUCAACUCCUGUCACAUGACUGUCCAGGGUAAAGAGCACCGCAUAGAUGUGAUUUACUCCACGUUGAACGGACAAAAAGGAAAGGCCCAGUUGUCCUGUCCAGUUUCCAUACCAGUUUCUCAUCAAGAGUGUAACCUUCCCAGUGACCAACGCCUCCCCUGCGGCCGCCGCCCUCUAUCCCAGGCAGAGUGUCUCUCUCUGGGCUGCUGCUACAGCACCAAGCCCUCUGCCUGCUACUACUCCAUGGAUGAAUGCACAUUGGACCGCCACUUUGUCUUUACGGUGCCCGCCUCCCUCACGGACCCCCCUCUGUCCCCCGCCUUGCUCACUGCCGCUGGCCACCCCACCUGCGCCCCUCAGAGGGUGACUCCAGACUACGCCCUGUUCAAGAUCCCACUGGGCGGCUGCGGGGCCCACAGAUACGAGGUAGGCCAAACAGUAAUCUACAUGGUGGAGAUCGUCAACACGGUCCAGUCCAUCACCCUCAACUAUGGGACCAUCACCAGAGACUCUCCUAUCAGGCUGCUGGUAGAGUGCCAGUACACUCCUGGCUCUGUGGUGAGUGUUGGCUUCCUGGUCAAGACCCCCUCCCUGGGCCCCUCCAUUCAGGCCCAGGGCGUGUUGGGCGUCCAGCUCAGGAUUGCCACAGACAUGCAGUACAGUAGCUUCUACCCCCAGUACCACCGGCCCCUGCAGAUGCUCUUGGGUAAACCCUUACACCUUGAGGUGCGCCUGCUCAACCCCCCAGAUGACAAAGUGGUCCUGCUGGUCCACUACUGCGUGGCCUACCCCAGAUCAGGACAGACUGUCUGGGUACUCCUCUAUAAUGGAUGUCCUAACCAUCUGGACCCGGCCUCUCAGAAGCCUCCCCCAUCUCCUCCACCCCCACCCUUCCACCAAGGCCAGACACGACGGUUCACCAUCUCCACCUUCCAGUUCCUCACCUCUGGACAGACCCAGACAUUGGAGGACCAUGAAGAGAUCUACUUCAUGUGUUCUACUGAAGUGUGUUCGCCGCUGGACGGCAGCCUGUGUGUGGAGGGAUGCUUUGGCCAGUGACU